Molecule: messenger RNA, 1791 nt
Organism: Anthonomus grandis grandis
Lineage: Eukaryota; Metazoa; Arthropoda; Insecta; Coleoptera; Curculionidae
Product: stAR-related lipid transfer protein 7, mitochondrial-like
Exons: 6
Coding region: 143-1636 (497 amino acids)
Molecular function (GO): lipid binding
Source: RefSeq, a predicted model, not a curated record
AUGUCAUUUUAUUGUUGUCAAAAUUCCAGUAGCAUAACAGACAUGUUUAUUUGCUAAUUUAUUUUCUAUUUUUAUAUUUCUCAUUUCAAAUCCACCCCAUUUCGGAUUCAUCCUCUCCCAACGAUCCCAUAAAGCAUCUUACAUGUACGCCCGAAGAAUAUCCUGCGGUUUGACCCCUACACAACAUACACAUAACCUGAGCAGAGCCCUACCGGAAAAAUACAGCAAAGACAUAAUCUUUUCCAAUUCGGUACUUAAAAGGCAGUUUUUUGACUGGGGUAAGUCCGCAGAUUUAAAAUUGAGGUUGGAACGCUUAAUUGAUAAAGCCAGAGCCUGUAAGAAAAUAUUGCUUUCCAAAUCAAAUCCUGAAAAGGCUUUGAGGUCAUGGAUUCAGCAGUUCGAAUGUGUGUUCGCCCAAAGGGUUAGAAGAGGGCAACAAAUGAUUUGCUUGUACUCCAAAUGGUGGGAGGAGAGAGCAUUGAGGGAGUUUCUUAGAGCAUGGAGAAGUAACUUCAAUAGGCAUGGGCGAGAGCUUAUGGUUGGUGCUCUAGGUGUAUCAGUAUUUAACUGGGAUGAAGAAAGGAUAAAGGAUGAAGAAUUUAUGGAACAUCUGGACGAUUUAAAAUAUAUUAAUGUAUUAAAGGAGGAGACAAUAUGUCUUUCUUGUGCCAAGGAACAGAGGUCUACGAAAAAUACCAGAAUCUGUGAGUGUGGUACUAGUGGUGUAACCAAUAAAACCUACGAAAAUUGGGUGCCAUUUAUAGAAAAAGAUGACCUAGUGGUUUGGCGAAGACCACACGGUACCGAGGGACUUUUUGAAUACAAAGUCUAUGGCUCUUAUCACGACGUUACGGCAGAAGAUUUUUUAAAUGUUCAGGUGGACACAAAUUACAGAAAAGAUUGGGAUACCACUGCCGUUAAGUUAGAAAUUGGCGAAAGAGAUACGAAAGAGGAUUCAAACAGUGACAUAUUAUAUUGGGAGAUGCAAUGGCCUCGACUCUUUGUUAACAGAGACUAUGUCUUCAAUAGAAGAUUCAAAGUGUUUAGGGACUCCCAAACUAUUGUUAUAAUAAACAAAACAACUGAAUAUGCCAAAUUUCCUAAGUAUCCAGACAAAUUUAGGGUUGAAGAAUAUUGGUCCUGUAUGGUUAUAAGGCCUUAUGAAAAUAUGAAUGAAUUAGGCAUAGAAUUCAGUUUGACUUAUUUCGACAAUCCCGGAGUCAAUAUUCCCGGGUCGAUAACUACGUGGGUGGCCAAAAGUGCGAUGCCGGAUUAUUUGUCAAAGUUGAGAUCGGCCAGCAGAAAUUACAAGCAAUAUUGUUUACAAAGGGGCACCAGUAAGGCCUGUGAAAUCUACCAGCAGGAAGAGCGAGAGCGAAGGGAAGAAGAGGAGAGAAAUAAAUUGGAAUAUUGUAGUAACGAUCGGUUUAGGCAGGCGAUCCAGGAGAUAUUCGAGGAUUUCCAGAGAAGGACGAAUGAACGGUUUUUUCAGAAGUCGGAAAUUACCCAUCCAGGACAAAUAAUAAAACAACUAGACAGAAGACAACAGUCUGAAGAACUCGUCCAACAAACAAGUCAGAAAGCCAAACAAGAGUCUUUUUGGAGAUACUUCCACCCCCUGUAUUAUUUUACAUAGCCCUUUUUAAUAUUUAGUUUGGUGUAAAAUAUUAAUUAUCAUAAUAUGAGUGAAAAAUAGUCGUAAUACUAAUUACUCUAAGACUGUAAGCUAUCAAUUGAACAUUGUUAAAAAAAAGAAGGAAAUAUAUUAUUACUUUGUUAUUUAUUUUAAAA